AUGAAGAAGGAGGGGGGAGGGAACGGCGGGGGGAGUAAGGUGGGGAGGAUGGCGGAGGCGCCGUUCAGGGCGCUGCGGCGGGCGAGGGACGCGUAUGUGAACGGCAUGACGGGGAUCGCCGGGAGGGCCAGUUCUCGAGGAAUAGUCGGCCCGUCGAGGGGCUACCGCUUUCCGCCGCCGCUGCCCGGCAGCGGCAGGGAGGAUGACCUGGGGGAGCUUCUCAGGGUCGCCUCCGCGCCCGUGAAGGCCGCGGAAGGGGCGGUAGCGAGGAGCCAGAGCGUGGGGAUCGUCAGUAUCGACGAGAACGAGGCCUGCGACUUCGGCGGGGAUGUCGUCGUCGGCGGUCCGUUCUGGCCCAGGAGCCGGAGCUGCGCCUUGGUGGGGAACUAA
Molecule: messenger RNA, 390 nt
Organism: Spirodela intermedia
Lineage: Eukaryota; Viridiplantae; Streptophyta; Magnoliopsida; Alismatales; Araceae
Source: the annotation of a GenBank genome assembly